Molecule: messenger RNA, 756 nt
Organism: Clonostachys solani
Lineage: Eukaryota; Fungi; Ascomycota; Sordariomycetes; Hypocreales; Bionectriaceae
Source: the annotation of a GenBank genome assembly
AUGCUUCUAUCUAACCAGCCAUCCUACAGUAUCGUUGCUGUUCAUGGCCUGAAUGGCCAUCGAGGGAAAACUUGGACCGCUAAAAUGGAGUUCACUGGCUUCGUGAUCUUCUCCCUGACGAUAUUCCCGGAGCCCGUAUCCUCAGCUGGGGCUACGAUGCAAACACGCAUGCUGUCUCUCGUAUUCUUGUAUGACCAUGCGCGAACUCUGGUGUCCGAUUUGAACAGGAAGCGGAAAUUAACCAACUCUUCACAACGACCAAUCAUCUUCAUAGCACACAGUCUAGGAGGUAUCGUUUUGAAAAGCGCUCUCAUCCACUCAGACGCAGCCCGCCAAGGUGCACUUCUGGAGCAACAAUCUGUCAAGCUCUCGACAUAUGGCAUUCUAUUUAUGGGUACUCCCCAUCAAGGAGGGAACGGUGUCCAGCUAGGACGUAUCCUCGCCAAUAUUGUCUCUGUCUUUGUGGCAGCCAAUGACUGUAUCCUCAAGCAUCUCGAAAGAGACUCCGAAUGGCUGCUGCAACAAUUGGGACAAUAUGGUCCAAUCAGUAGUGAUCGUGAUGAAAUUUGCAAUUCUGGUUGGUACAUACCCUUGCCUUUGCUUGGAAAUCUGGUUGCUGAACCACGCCAGGUUGUGCCUAGAGCGUCAGCCGUUGUGCCGGGGCAGGCGGAUGCAGAGUCAAUCCUCAUCCAUGCAGACCAUAAGAAUAUGGUCAAGUUCCUCUCAAAGCAAGAUGUUGGCUAUACUACCGUCUGA